GGGAUGCGACGUAAAGAUGUACGUUCAACUGCCAAUUCGCUUUGAUUCUUGGCUUGACUUUAAUAGUUUCUAAUUCAAAAUACUCAAUCAACAAGAUGCACACGUUCUUCGCAUCGGAAUGGUUUAACUUCGAAUUCCUGCGACUCUUAAGUAUGGCACCGACGGGAGGCUGCGAAACCGCCGAAGCUCUUACGGCAGUGAGUCGCAUAAAAGAUGGAAACGUAGAAUCAUGGGCUUCUGCUUGGUCUGAGUGUUCUCAUAAAGCCGAGAUGAUCGCUGAAGAAGCACUGAAAUUGGGCGACAGGCCGGCAGCUAGAGCUGCAUUCCUAAGAGCUUCAAACUACGCCCGUGCAAGCCAAUAUAUGUGGAGCGAUCGGAGCAACGCGCCAAAUCCAAGACUACUUCCUGUUGCGGAGAGAUACGAAAGUCUUUUCAGAAAAGGGGCGCUGUUAUUGGAUGACACAGAGGCUCGGUUCCUGAAGAUACCGUUCGAGAAGACGACCAAACUACCUGCGAUAUUAUAUCUGCCUGCCUCUGCGCACAUUCAUUCAAAUGGAAAGAUCCCGAUUAUUGUGAACGUCAAUGGAGGAGACUCUGUUCAAGAGGAGUUGUUUUUCCUUGCCCCAAGUGUAGGACCACGACUUGGAUAUGCAAUUCUUACGUUUGAUGGGCCGGGGCAAGGAAUUACUUUGAGGCGCGAUAAGCUGUUCAUGAGAUAUGAUUAUGAGAAGGUCAUUGAAUGUGUUCUUGACUUUGUUUUCGAAUAUUCGAAUCACAAUCCUGGGUUACAGCUUGACUUGGACCGUAUCGGAAUUCUCGGUGCAUCACUUGGAGGCUACAAUGCACUGAGAGCCGCAACCGAUUCUAGAAUUCAAUGCUGUGUGAGUAUUGAUCCGCCAUAUAAUAUGUGGGAGAUUGUAGCUUCUAAGAUGCCGCGUUGGUUUCUAAGUGGAUGGCUAUCUGGCUGGAUAUCCAACAACUUCAUCGAUCGUGUAGUGAUGUUACUCGCGAAGGUUAAUAGUCAAUUCAGUUUUGAAAUUGGCCAUAUGAUGUGGGCAUUUGGUCAAGAUACUCCUUCUGAAGCACUUCUUGCUCUGAGAAAAUUUACGCUGUGCUCAGAAGAAGGCGAGCUGUGUCUUCAUGGCAUUAAAUGCCCUGUCCUUGUCUCUGGGGCUGGAGGAUCUCUUUAUUUUAGACCGGAGACGAGCACUGUUAAGAUUUUUAACGAAUUGGUGAACGUGGAUGAUGCGAACAAGGAGAAAUGGAUCCCAAUAGAGCCUCGCGAUGGAGGGCUACAGGCAAAAAUUGGAGCCUUUGGGCUUUCCAACAUGAAGACCUUCGCGUUUUUUGAUCGGCAUUUCAAGGUGACAAGAGAACCAUUAGCUUUAUGAGCUGAGAAAUAAAAAGGAGGGAGAAGCGGGGGCUACAAAUGUUUUAUCCAGAUGGCUUGAUUGCAUGGAAACUUCCUUUGAACCUCCAAAGGUGGAAUGAGAGACACGAAUUUAUGUACUGAAGAUGAUGUCCCCCAAAUAAUUUCAUGCAAAACUUCA
Messenger RNA from Botrytis cinerea B05.10, 1550 nucleotides. RefSeq lists its product as hypothetical. The record is from RefSeq and is a predicted model, not a curated record. Lineage: Eukaryota; Fungi; Ascomycota; Leotiomycetes; Helotiales; Sclerotiniaceae. The transcript has a single exon. Bases 96 to 1391 code for a protein of 431 amino acids.